Nothobranchius furzeri (turquoise killifish) is the source of this 3772-nucleotide messenger RNA. RefSeq names its product UDP-Gal:betaGlcNAc beta 1,3-galactosyltransferase, polypeptide 4 (gene b3galt4). Gene Ontology annotation, molecular function: N-acetyl-beta-D-glucosaminide beta-(1,3)-galactosyltransferase activity. NCBI's taxonomy places the organism in Eukaryota, Metazoa, Chordata, Actinopteri, Cyprinodontiformes, Nothobranchiidae. The record is from RefSeq and is a predicted model, not a curated record. Gene Ontology annotation, cellular component: Golgi membrane.
CGACGGCGUGGACCUCUUGUACCAGAGUUCAUAGCCAGCUCGGAGUACAACCUGUCUAGUCUGGGUUGUCUUCAGGUGAUGGCAGGAAGCUGGAGCGUCUAUUUAGCGUCUAAGACUGUUCGGCAUCUCUUAAAAGAGCCGUUAUGUCUGAUAUCACUCACAAGUGCUGCAGAGCGACUGUGACCUUGAGGUCAAAGAGAGGACGGUCUCAAAAAUGCUUGUUCACCCGAGUGGGCUUAUGAAGUGAACGGCAAAGACUAACUAGAUCAGGAAGUGAUUCCUGUUUUCAUCAACUUUUAUGAAUUUUGCAAAUCAGAAUUUGACACGUUUAAAAGGCAUUACCAAAAUACCUCAGAAAUCACACCUUCUCUCAGAUAUUUACUCUUAGUGUGAAGUGGAAAAGUCUUUUUAGACAUUCAUGUGAAGUGAAUGUUAAAAUCUUUAAAUUAAUCUUAUGAUAUAUGAGUAUACUGAUAGAUUAACUUGUUAAAUCAUACUGAUCUGGUGUAAUUUAAGAUCUGAAAUGAAUCAUUGCAGGAAAAUAUUCAUUUUAACACAUCAUUGAUUAAUGCACACAUUAUUCAAACUCUGGGAUUUAACAAGAGAUGAUAAUAUGACUCUUAUGCAACAAGUUAUAAAAAGUAAUUUAUGAUUCCAGGAAGAGGAACUUUAUUCAGAGUGAGGGUGCAGAAAGUCUCUCUUCUGCACGACUUUUGUUCCAGCCAAGCUAAGGGUACUAGUUUCAUUAUGCCUCCUUUAUCCUUUAGUGACAAGGCCUUGUGCAGCACUUGGGAUGUUUGUGUCUACAAAUGAAAAAGUUAAUUUCUGGUCAUUUUUAAUUAAAAAACUUGGCCUUUGGCACGUUACAAGUAAUGUCAGUGGUUGCAUCAAAUUAAACUGACAUAAUUUGUAUUUGUACUUCAUAACUGUGCAUGUCUUUGUGCAUUGUUGAAUGUUAAUUCUUUGAAUGAAUUUUCUGACAACAAACACGGCCAGGUAAUGACCACCAGGGGUCGCCACCAGGUGGGACUCUUGACUGCAGAGGACCCGAUCGCAGAGGAAAGAUAUUAUAGCACACGAUCAAAGCUAUUUUAGAGCAUAUUUGCUGCUUCCUCUUGUGCUUCGUCUGGCUUCAUGUAGAAAAGGUACGUAAACGAGGAGAUUUGAGGACAUUGGAUCUCUCACACAAGGCGCUUCGCCGCUUAACCGAAUUGCCUCCACGCCUGUCCUUUCCCGAGCAUCUAGCUGAUCACACCCACAGCGGAGCAUCAGGGCGAAGCAUCGCUGGAGGCGGAGGUCGGAUCUAUCGUCCCAUUUCAGCAGAUGCGUGUCCACAAACGGAGGAGGCUGCAGCAUUAAAGAGGAGAGCUGGAACAGCGAGGAUGACGGAGGAGUGCGUCAGUCAGUAAAGGUGAAGGAGGACAGGCAGCUCGGAGGAGAUUGCUCCUGCAGCAAAGGGAGGUGAUGCUGGUCGCCAUGGGCGGACGGGGACUGAGCAGACUUCGCUUUGGAAAGCGAGGGAGCAGGCUCCUGCCGAUCCUGUGCGCGCUAAUGGCGUGCGCAGCCCUGCUGGCGCUGCUCUUCGUGGAUCUCAUCGAGUCGUGGGUCACCGCGAUGGGCAUGAGCGCGCUGCAGCCGCACGCGGGCAUCAUCCCUCCACAGAUCUUGCCCGCCACCAGACCCGAGGAGUUCCUUCUGAUGCCCAGCCCGCUCGUGUGCCAGCGGGCCAAGCCUUACCUCAUCACCAUGGUUACCUCUGCUUCUGCGAAUCAGCGGGCCCGCCAAGCCAUCCGGGACACUUGGGGAGGACAGGUGGAGGUGAGAGGCCUGCGGGUCAUGACCCUUUUCAUCGUGGGAGUGGCGACUGACCCCGGAUUGGGUAAACUGCUUAUAGAGGAAGCCAGAGAGAAAGGAGACCUCAUCCAGGGGCGGUUUUUGGACACCUACUCCAACCUGACUCUGAAAACUCUGGCCCUGCUGGGCUGGGCCCGCAGGUUCUGCCCUCAGGCUCACUUCAUGGCCAAAGUGGAUGAUGAUGUCCUGUUCAAUCCCAGUGCUCUCUUGCACUUCUUGAACAAAAGCCACAACCCAUAUGAACAAGGGGAUUUGUACCUCGGAAGGGUGCAUCUCCACGUGGCUCCAGAUCGAGACCCGGACAGCAAGCACUAUCUCCCUUCAGGGGCCUACCCUUCAUCCGUCUUUCCAGACUAUUGCAGUGGCACCGCUUAUGUUCUGUCCCACUCUGCGUUGCUCAAAAUCUCCCUCGCAGCCUCUGCAUCUCCGCUAUCCACACCUCUGCCCCCUGAGGAUGUUUUUGUAGGACUGUGUGCCAAGGCUGCAGGAGUUCUGCCCUCGCAUUGCCCUCUUUUCUCUGGCGGCCCAGCUGUGCCGUAUGGACGCUGCUGCUAUCAGACCAUGGUGUCCAUCCAUAAAGUCUCACCCAGGGAAAUGAUGCAGUAUUGGACUGAUGUCCACUCACCCCCACCCUGCACCUGGCUGAGCCAGCGGGCAUCUUUGGGAAUGUGCAAAGUCAGAGCAAUGCUGGGCUUGGCCCUGGGCCUGGCGUAGGGCUGAGAGGGAAGCACAAAGCCUCACUUCACCAUGAACCCCACAAGUGCUCUUCAGGCUGCAAAGCUACUGAGAACAUGUCUUGCAAUUCUUUAAGAGCUUUAUUUUUUUACAAGAAUGAAUUCAGCUUGUUAUUUUUCUUUUUUUUUCCCCAGACAAGAAGCAGGAACUCAACUGGUUGUUUGCAACAAUCAGAAUUAUUUGCAUAACUGUUGAACAUAAAGGUGCAAGGCAAACCGCUCAUCUGCUAACCUGAAACCCAUCGAUGGGACUGGGGCUUUCUGACGAGCUAAAUCUGGUGUUCACGAGCUUCAAAACUCCUAAAAUAGUUCUAUAAAAGUUAAGAUUUAUUUGCAGUCUGUGCGUUUUCCUUUACCGGAGACGAUAAACAUGCAGAGCCUGCUAAAGCAAAAACAAGCACGUAGAACACUAAACAUACUACAGCUGUAGCUUAACUUCACUUUAAAAUGAUUAGUUAGAUCACUUAGAGUUAGUCAAGUUCAACACCAGGAGGUGUCUGGUUUUUAUACGCCAAGAUAAUAAAAAAUAUAUAUCAUAUUGACUGAAAACCAAACGGGUUGCUAAACCGCCCUGGAGCGACGGAUCUAGAGCAUCUUCUCACCAGAGUUGUACAGAUUUCUUUACAGGAGGUCGCCUAACCACCCGUAAGGAAAGUUGACAUCUGCGUGCACGUUUAGAUCAUCAGACCCUAGUAGUUUCUUGUAUUUAGGUGUUAGAAACCACGGAUGAUACUGCAGGAUGCUCCGACCUGUUUAAGAGUUUCAUUAGAAAUGUAUCUGGUCACCUGCUUGCAUUAAAACACAACAGAUGCUUCUCAGUUGGUGGGUUUAAGUCUAUCACCAGACUGGUUAGUCUAUGCAUACACGCAUGCCUUCAGAAAAUACCAAUAGAUGCCAGACGAGAGUAAUUAUUUAUCUCAGCUAAUAGAGAAGUUUAAUGGAAAUCAGCAAUAAAUUAUGGCCUCAGCACAAAACUAUAAUGAAGUGCUGUAGGAGUAAUAUGUGACCACCCAGCUCCUGUUUGUGGUUGGAUUAGAGGAAAAACAGCUGCACUACUAAUGACUGUUUCUAAAACUGUUAAAAGGCAAAUAUUCCAUAUUUGUGUUUGUCAAGUUUGUGUGUUCACACUCAGGGAAUGCAUGAGUCAAACUCAAGAAAUGAAUAAAGGAACUGUGAGAAGAAAA